This is a messenger RNA of Salpingoeca rosetta, 1882 nucleotides long. RefSeq names its product glycosyl transferase. NCBI's taxonomy places the organism in Eukaryota, Choanoflagellata, Craspedida, Salpingoecidae. Bases 83 to 1771 code for a protein of 562 amino acids. The transcript has 3 exons. Gene Ontology annotation, cellular component: Golgi apparatus. The record is from RefSeq and is a predicted model, not a curated record.
GGGGGCUUCGCACCGCAACAGGCAAAGGCAAAUUUGCCAACAGAGCAAAGGGCAAACUUGCCUUUGAGACAGUGCGGUAGACAUGGCACGGUUAUCGAUGAAGCGGAUGGUGGUCCGCGCGGCCAUCAUUGUGGCGCUGAUUUUCGCGGCGUACAAGUACGGCUUGUUCCAAUCAAAGACGCCCUUCACAUACGAGCGACGGACCUUCAAGGACUACAAGGGAGGUGCGCCAUGGCGCAUGCACGGCAUCCUCGGGCUGCGGCCGGACGGCACCCCAGGGUUCCCGCGCGCAGAGUGCCCUACAAACUACAACAUGGCAGAGGAACUGCGGUCCAACGGUUUCUUCGCCCGCCUCAGCGACUGCCUGCCACUGGACAGAAACAUCACCGAUGGCCGCCACAAGUCGUGCCGCUUCGUGCAGUACGACCUGGACAACCUGCCCGACACGUCCGUCAUCUUUGUGUUCUACAACGAGCACCCGUCCGUGCUGCUGCGGUCCAUCCACAGCGUGCUCAACCGCACGCCGCCGCAGCUGCUCAAGGAAAUCAUCCUGGUUGACGAUGGCAGCGACCUGCCGUGGCUCGGCCAGCCCUUGGAGGAGUACGUCCAGCUCCUGCCAAAGGUGCGCAUCGUGCGCAACGAGAAGCGGUCGGGGCUGGUCAAGGCACGACUGCGCGGCGUGGAGGAGUCGACGGCGCAGACCUUCACGGUGCUGGACAGCCACAUUGAGGUGGAGGAAGGUUGGUGUGAGCCGCUCAUGGCCCGCAUCAAGGGCGACCGCACCCGUGUCCUCAUGCCCCAAAUCGACAGCAUCAACCAGGAGACGCUGGACCCUGUUGUUGGCGGCAUUGGGUGUUCGCUCGGUUUCCUGUGGAACCUCAUCGAGCACUCCAUCCCCAUCCAGAAGAAAGACCAGGCCCUGCGCACCACGGCCAUUGAUGCCGUGCGCUCCCCGACAAUGGCUGGCGGCCUCUUCACCGCCGACCGCGAGUUCUUCUGGCACCUCGGCGGAUACGACACCGAGUUUGGGUUCUGGGGCACCGAGAACCUCGAGUUUUCGUUCCGCAUCUGGCAGUGCGGCGGGUCGCUGGAGUGCAUGCCGUGCUCGCGCAUCCACCACAUCUUCCGCAAGGGCGGGCACGCGUACAGCCUGCCGCCGGGGCAUGUGGCCAAGAACAAGCUGCGCACGGCAGCCAUCUGGAUGGACGACUACGGGUUUAUUGUGAAGGAGGCGAUUGGGGCGGCGGGGAAGCAGCCCGAUAUUGGGCCGCUGGACCACAUGCUGGAGCUCAAGCAGCAGCUGCAGUGCAAGAGCUUCGACUGGUACCUGAAGAACGUGUACCCGGAGGGCAUCAUCACCGACCUCUCCGACAUCCGCGCGCUGGGCACAGUCAAGAACACGGCCAACAACAUGUGCGUGGACAACAUGCAGCACAUGUAUGCGGAUGCGAAGAUGGGGGCGUACGCGUGCCAUGGCCACGGCAGCCAGACAUUCCUCAUUCUCGCACGCACGAAGGAGAUCCGACCUGUGGGCAACUUGGAGCUGUGCUUGACCUCUGACACGACCAUCUCGUGGUGCGAGUCGAGGCACGACGUGACGUGGGACUAUGACCAGGCAAACAUGCUGCUCAAGAACACAAAGACGCAAAAGUGCCUUGCUGUUGGCGAUGGGAACAACCUUGUCACGGAGGAUUGUGAUCUGCACAAUGACAGGCACAAGUGGACUUUUGAUGACAAACACCCAGACAAGCACCCGGCUGUCCACUUUUGAAGCGUAGGCUGGUUGUCUGUCUCUGUGUGUGUGUGUGUGUGUGUCUGUCUGUCUGUGUGUGUGUGUGUGUGUGUGUGUGUGUGUGGUUGUCUGUGUGUGUGUGUGUGUGUG